AUGGCUUAUCAAACGCCGUUGUUUUGCGGUGCGGCUUCGACUAAUAGUAAUUUCGGCAUUCUUUGGAGGUUUGGUAGUAGUGCUAAAUCGCCGGUAUAUUUCGAGAGUGGCUACGGGAGUCCCCGCAUGGCAACUGUUUAUUCAAGCCCUAAAUAUGUGGACGUAGGAUGGGACGUUUGGAUUGGGAUCGCCAAGGUGACGGGCGAGUCUGCUCUACCGAAUCAGCGCAGUGCCGGGUUGAUCGGCUACGUUUGGGCCGAUGUUAUGUUGCUCCUUGCACUGUGCUUCCAUAAAUGGUCACUACAGCUUUGUGGUCUAUGGGACUACGUCCAAGUUGCCGAUCCACGGGAUCAAGAUGCGGCUAUUUUGGUGCUACGCGAGGGUUUUGGUAUCCCGGACUCUGUUGACGACGCCGAAACAGAGGGAGAGUCACUCUCACAGCACACCUCCGAAUGGGGUCUCCCUCCGCGGUUAGCAGCAACACCUACCACGCUGGUGCGAGGCGAUACGGUUUAUCAAAGUAUCUGUUCAUCGAGUGCCAGCGACAUCGACUACGUUAGCGCCGUGUCAACGACAAUAGGCUCCUUCGCUGAUAUCAAUGGCGUGCCCUUGAGAUCAGUUGGUUAUGCUGAGCUCAGUCGGUAUGCUACAUCCCGUUACAUGUGCAAUGAGGAUGUGCAGGGUCGCUGUGUCCCUGCUGGUUCAUCAGACCUACUCGGGGUCAACGGACUCCUCGAUGGCUAUCGCAGAAUGCGCUGGCUCUCCCAGCAGGUGUAUGCCAACAAGGAGACUCUGAGAUUCUCCCAAACCGACUCUGAUCACACAGUUGGAGACGAAUCAACCACGAGUAACCACACUGAUUGGUUGUCCAGAAUUUAUCAUUACUUGGAUCCAUUCGCUGCGCACAAG
Molecule: messenger RNA, 909 nt
Organism: Perkinsus marinus ATCC 50983
Lineage: Eukaryota; Perkinsozoa; Perkinsida; Perkinsidae
Exons: 1
Source: RefSeq, a predicted model, not a curated record